Messenger RNA from Didymella exigua CBS 183.55, 780 nucleotides. RefSeq names its product RmlC-like cupin. The record is from RefSeq and is a predicted model, not a curated record. Gene Ontology annotation, cellular component: cell wall. The transcript has a single exon. Gene Ontology annotation, molecular function: manganese ion binding. The coding region runs from base 1 to 780 and encodes 259 amino acids. Lineage: Eukaryota; Fungi; Ascomycota; Dothideomycetes; Pleosporales; Didymellaceae.
AUGAUGAACUUCACCAACCUCUCCAUCCUCGCCCUCGCGGCACUCGGCUCAGUCAACGCCCUGCCCCAAAGCAUGCCCUCGUCCACCAACACCCCCGCCCCUCCAGCGCCCACGGACCAAGCCGCGCUCUUCCGCGACCUCUUCACCGCACCCACAGCCAUUAAGCGAUUCCAGCGCCUCCUCGUGCAGGGCGACGCGCUCCUCGCCGGCCCCGCCCUCAAGGCCCUCACAGUCUUCGACUUCAAUGGCGCGACCCCCGCGCCCGGCGCAGAAGGCGGCGCCACAAAGGCCGCCAACAUCGAAACCUUCCCCAUCCUCACGGGUCUGGACAUCAGCACGACGCUCGGCUUCCUGGAGCCCUGCGGCAUCAACACGCCGCACGUGCACCCGCGGGCAACCGAGUUCCUGACGCUGGUCGAAGGCUCGAACCUCAAGUUUGGCUACGUGCUCGAGAACGGACUUGUGGGCGCAGACAACAACCCGGAGAUUGCGGGCGCGCUGAGCAAGUUCCAGGGCACCGUGUUCCCGCAGGGCAGCAUCCACUUCCAGUUCAACGACGACUGCGAGAAGGCGACGUUUGUGGCGACGCUGAACAGCGAGGACCCGGGCACCAGCCAGGUUGCGCAGAACUUUUUUGCGCUGGACGCCCAGGUGCUGGGUGCUACUCUUGGGCUGCCCAAGGAGAUCAAUGGCGUCAAUAUCGAGGAGUUCCGCAAGUCCAUCCCCGCCAAUCUUGCGCGCGAUAUGGAUGUUUGUCUGCAGCGGUGCAAGAAGAACUGA